AUGUUCCUUUAUCUUUUGGGUUCGCUUUUCCUUUUACAUGCGGGGUAUUCAUCGUAUGAAUAUCAUCAAUUACAGAUCAAACUUCCUAGUGAUAUUUUCCUUGAAGUAGCUAUCGCCGUUAUUAUUUUCAUGGUAGGAGCAUUUGCAUCUAUAUCCAAUGAAUCAUUCCUUAAUAUAAAGACCAACGAACAAUUCCAAUGGCCAGAAAAGUUCUUGAAGCCGAUAGCUCUUAGCGAAUCGUUGUCAACUAUUGAAAAAUCUGGAAAUGAGUUCAAUGGAUCCGGGUAUAGACCUGAUUUCAUUAAUAUUCGAGAAAAGAGACAAGAAUACGCCCAAGAGUUCAAAGAUUAA
Molecule: messenger RNA, 351 nt
Organism: Lizanozyma spartinae
Lineage: Eukaryota; Fungi; Ascomycota; Pichiomycetes; Serinales; Debaryomycetaceae
Exons: 1
Coding region: 1-351 (116 amino acids)
Biological process (GO): protein folding in endoplasmic reticulum
Cellular component (GO): EMC complex
Source: RefSeq, a predicted model, not a curated record